This is a messenger RNA of Danio aesculapii, 3918 nucleotides long. RefSeq names its product aftiphilin a (gene aftpha). The record is from RefSeq and is a predicted model, not a curated record. Bases 205 to 2595 code for a protein of 796 amino acids. Gene Ontology annotation, biological process: intracellular transport. Gene Ontology annotation, molecular function: clathrin binding. NCBI's taxonomy places the organism in Eukaryota, Metazoa, Chordata, Actinopteri, Cypriniformes, Danionidae. The transcript has 10 exons. Gene Ontology annotation, cellular component: trans-Golgi network membrane; AP-1 adaptor complex.
AGCCCAUGAUGCAUGCUGGGUAAUACUCGGAAAAGAGCAGGAUACACACACACACAUUCACACACACAUACACACAGAAAAAGAGGCGGUGUGUGUUUUUGUUGUGUCUGUAUGUGGAGCUCCAGAUGCUCGCCGGGAUGACGGGAUUCACCACUCCGGACUCCUGAGGUGUGAGCCGUGACGUGUGUUUCUGCUCAAGGCCUGAUGGAGCCUGAUGUGAUCCGCAUCUACUCCUCCUCUCCGCCGCCGAUGGAGGACGCUGGCGAGGACGAGGAGGACGAAUUCAGCGACUUCACCGGCGUCCCGAACAGCACCAGCUUCUCAGAGUUCGACACGCCAACCACCUUCAACCAAUCUCAGGCCCUGAACGCCACUUCGCCACCAGAGCUGCUGAGCAAUGGACGGAUCGUGGGUCUGUCUUCACAAUCCUCCGGGUCUACCAAGGCUAACGGCGUAGCGCCUGGCGGGGGUCAGACUAGCAUGCCAAAUGGCAGAACGGUUAGCGUUGAGGAACUCAAAAAGCUGACCGAGCACCAAGCUCACAUCACAUCUCUGGAGUUUCCGACCAGCUCUCGAACUGACAAUGACUGCAAUGGCACUGUUGAGGUGCUUACAAACGGGUUUGCAAGCUUAGAGCAAGCAACAAGCCCACCUACGCCACACAAAAACAACGAAUCUGAUGACGAUUUUGCAGAUUUCUCUGCUUUUUCAAAUGCUGAACAUGACCAGCCUUCAAAUACAGACUGGGAACUGUCUAAUCAAGGGUGUAGAGUGGCUCAGAACGACAUUAGCGACAGUGUUGAACUUUCCAAUCAAGGGAGUAGAUUAGCUCAGAAUAACGUUAGCGGACAGUGUGAGGAGAGUAUAGAAGGGGUUUCAAAAAUCACAGGGUUUGGACUCCCUUCAGAAAGCUCUGAAGGUCUCAGUAAUGGGGACUUGGGUUUUCAUGAGGGAUCAGAUUUAGAUCAAGGAGAUCUAGAAACUAAUACUACUGAAUACGUUAGCACAUCGCUAACUCUUAACGGCGUUGCUCGGAGCGAGAGCGAUGACAAUAGUGUGUCUCCAAAUGGUGAGAGAUGUAGCGGCGGACAAUCAGACGAGAAAGGCUCUGAGACUGAAGAAACCGAAACGGAGACCUCCUUCGGUCGGCCGCUGUCCACAGAGGCGCUCGAAGAAUUCGGCGACUUCAGCACGACGGGAUCCGUACCAUCGCCUCCGCUUCAGGAGGAGACCGCCACUCCUGCUGACCACAGCCAGCUAGCCGAGGACGAUGACGAGGAUUUCGGAGACUUCGGUGACUUUGGAGAUGCCAAUGCAUUUAGUGCAGGUGGUUUUGCAGAUUUUGACCAGCAGGGGGCGGAGACGCAAGUCACUCAGCCUGAAGUGACCGCAGAGAAAGCUGAAGAUGACGAAUUUGGUGAUUUUGACACAUCAAAAGAAUUUAGUAAAACAGAUUUGCCAGCUGAGGAAGCCACAACGUCUGCGGACUUUCCUGGAAGUGACAGUUUUGCGGAUUUUAGCUCUGCACAGGGGAACGAUUGCGGUGAUGACGGAGGUUGGCAAGCGUUCUCUGAGCCAGAUCAGAGCCAAAAUGGAGAGGAAUCAUGGGCAACAUUUGAGCAGGCACAGGAUGGAGCAUGUGCUGAAAAGAGUGGAGAUAAUUGGCAGCCAGACACAGCACCCCCUACUGGUGUGGAGGAGCGCAAAAGUUGCACAACGGCGGCACUGGUCAGCCGUCUGGAGAAGAUCUUCCAGGUCAGUUUCGAGCUGGUUGUGUCUCCUCGGGUGGAGGAUGAGGUGAACACACUCCACAGCUUCCUCAAACCUCCAUCAGAAGAGCAGGAUGGAGGCCGAGGACAGACCUGCGGGGCAGUGCGGGACGUGUGGCAGCAGCUGCAGGAUGUGAAUAAUGCCUUCGGUCUGCGAUAUCAAUGGGGCGGCUCUCACACCAAUAAAGCUCUGCUCUGCUCUCUGGGCAUCGACACUAGAAAUAUACUGUUUACAGGCCAUAAAAAGCAGCCUGUGAUUGUGCCAAUGUACGCUGCCAGUCUGGGGAUGCUGGAGCCCACAAAAGAGCCUGUGAAGCCGGUGUCUGCUGCCGAAAUGAUCGCCUCAAUAGCACAAUCUCCUUCAGUCGCCACAGAGUUGAGCUCCUGUCCACCGGAUAACACACAGGAGUCUCUUCCUCCUGUUCAGUUUGACUGGAGCAGCAGUGGCCUUACCAACCCUCUGGACGCGAGUGGAGGCUCGUCUCUGCUCAACCUCGAUUUUUUCGGCCCUGUGGAUGAAUCGCCCUCCGGCACGGCCACCUCUAUUCCAGGCGUUGACCCAGAGCUGUACGAGUUGACCCAGGUGAAGCUGGAGGUCAGCGGGGGCAGCAGUCGUGUUGUGGAUGCGUUUGCUCGCCUCAUGUCGACUGUAGAGAAGACCAGCACCUCCACCAGCAGAAAGCCAGUGCCGAAGGAGGAGAAUCUGAGCUCGGAGGCUCAGCGGGUGAUCUCAGGCCUGCCGGAUCUGUCCUUCAUGCAGGCUAAAGUGCUGAUGUUUCCCUCCACACUGACUCCUCUCCUGCCCUCGUCCUCUACGCCCGACUGACGCGCUCUUUUCCUCUCUUUCAUUGUGUAUCACUCUCCAGCUCCACAAUAUCUGACCCCAUCUAUGAUUUUAAUGCCAUCCUUUCAGUUCUCCAGCUCUCGUUCCUCAUUCUAGCCGUUUUUAAGUUCAAACACAUCGUCCUGUACGCCAGAGAGAGAGUGCUAAUCGGCUCAGUUGCCAAGAUUAAGAUAUUUUAUUCGUAGAGUGACUGUAGGAAGAGUUUGUGUUAAUAUUAGAGCCAAUCUGUAUAUAAUCAGGGAUGAGAUUUUGUUUUUUCUUUCGAGUAUUCUUCACCGGUUACGUUAGUGUGUGUGAGAGAGAAAAGAAACAGAGGCACUUUCUUAUUUUCCAUGGGGUUUUUUUGACUUAAAAGUCCUUCAGCGGCACAAAUGAUGAUGUGAAUGAUCUGAUUUGUAUUUAGAUUAUAUAUAAAUGCAUAGUUAUAUCGACUUGAAACCAAACCGCCUGCAAAUUUCUCGAUUUCUUUGAUUAUUUUUUAUUUUUUUGCAUAACAAAGGCCUUAGUUUUGAAUCAUUACGGCUGACGUUAGGAUUUAUAUCGUUAAAACUGUAGGUUUCAGUUGUGUUGAUUUCCCACAUGCAUUAGCGAACACUUUAGGUUUCUGUUGUGCACAUUAGAGUUGAAUUAAUAAUUAUCUUGAUUCCACACUGACAGAUUUAGCUUUAAUAUCUAGCUGCUCAUCUUUUGUUCUCAUUUUAUUCUUUUUUUAAUGCUAGUUGAAACCACUGGCUUCCGACUGUAAUGUAGUGAAGGAAUUGUUGAAUGAAUGAUUAACUUGAAUAUAUAUAUAAAUAUAAAUAUAUAGAUGUAUCGAGAAUAAGGGACCAAUAUCUGCUGUAACAGUUUGCUGAUUUCCCUGUGUUUUCGGUCAUGCUGUGUUUUAUUUAAUCUCUCGUGACUCCUCUGGAGGACGUCUGCCAUCAUUGUGGAUUGCAUGAGGGGAAACGUUCGCCAGAAGGGUCUUCUCAUCCUUUGGCUUUUGGUUAUUUUUCGUCUGUUUGUCGUUUUAUUUAGUCGUGUCACUGUUUAGUCUGUCUCCUGGAGGAUUUUGCACAUUGUAAAGAUAUAUGGAAGAACUUGCUUACAUAGUUAACUGUGGCUUCAGACUGUGUGCAGUCAAACUAUGGAACAUGUAAAAAUUGUUAUGGGAAAAUUCCUAUGGAAAACUCAUACCGAUGAAUGAUAUCUCUAAAGAGCCUGUACUGAGGUCAAUCGCGCAUGCCCGGGUUCUUUGAAGAACAAAAAAAAGUGUGUAAAUUUUCUUUAAGUGUACACAAGAAAUUAAAAUAAUUUAAGAGAAAA